Megalops cyprinoides (Indo-Pacific tarpon) is the source of this 4039-nucleotide messenger RNA. It is a transcript of the gene epb41l4b, whose product is annotated as erythrocyte membrane protein band 4.1 like 4B. The coding region runs from base 540 to 2831 and encodes 763 amino acids. NCBI's taxonomy places the organism in Eukaryota, Metazoa, Chordata, Actinopteri, Elopiformes, Megalopidae. Gene Ontology annotation, molecular function: cytoskeletal protein binding. Gene Ontology annotation, cellular component: cytoskeleton. The record is from RefSeq and is a predicted model, not a curated record. The transcript is spliced from 23 exons.
UGCGAGGUGCAUCAGUUUCGGUUGAGACAAGAGAGGAAAAAUAUUGUACGAGCUAGUACACGAAUGUGUGUGUGAGACUGAUUCUGGCCGGCGGCUGAAUCGCAGAAUCUGCUUUAGGGGUGAAGCGAGGCAGCGGGGAGCAGAUCGCUCGAAUCGCCGCACGGGAAUUAUCAAUCAGUGCAACACCAGCCAGUGGCAGGUGAGGAGAAUUUCAGUCAACUUGCAAAGGAAUUCUUGCCACUUAUCUACACUUUUGGCGGAUGGCUGUUCAAUAUUAGAAAACCAAACUUUGGUUUCUGGAAACUGGAAUCUUGGACCAGUUCGGUAAAGGUUUUGAUCUUUUUUUUUUUAUUCUUCAUUGUGUCUUAGUCAACACGCGACAGUAUUGUAGCUAUUCGGUGUCACACUGAAGUGUCACCAUAACAGCUGUGUUAGCUACUUCCUCCUGAGUGGGAAUUCAAUUGGUAUCGGAUCUUGGUUUGCUUUCGUUAAGUGUCGUGGACUUGGGUCUUGUGGAAAAGACAACGUUCAACAGAAAGAUGAUGGGUUUUCUGCGACGGACAUUCAGCAGACGGUCAAUGAGACGGUUUCAGACGUCGGACGAGCACGAUGGCAGAGGUAGAGGGAGAGGCGGAGGAGGUAUCGCCGCACUACAAGCGCACCAACAGCAGGUCAUUCACACCCCCGCCGUGGUGACCGGUGGAGCAGUGGUUCAUAUACCCGCUGCGGGAAACAGCAAGUCGGUAAUAACGUGCAGAGUCCUGCUACUGGACGGAUCGGAUGUUAACGUAGAACUGCCGAAAAAAGCUAAAGGCCAAGACCUCUUCGACCAGAUUAUGUACCACCUGGACCUAGUCGAGGCAGACUAUUUUGGACUACAGUUCAUGGACCAGGAUCAGAUGUCUCACUGGCUGGAUAGCACCAAACCAAUUAAGAAGCAAAUAAAAACCAAUCCCCCGUACACACUAUACUUCAGAGUCAAAUUCUACUCCUCUGAGCCAAAUAACCUGCAUGAGGAGUUCACCAGGUAUCUGUUCGUACUGCAGCUCAGACAAGACAUUCUCUCUGGCAAGUUAAAAUGCCCAUAUGAUGUUUCUGUAGAACUGGGUGCCUAUUGUCUACAAAGUGAAUUAGGGGACUGUGACCCCUUGGAACACUCCCCAGAGCUGGUGUCGGAGUUCCGCUUCAUUCCUAAGCAGACAGAAGCUAUGGAAGCCGCCAUCUUCCAGAAGUGGGUGGAUUGCAGGGGAAAAAGUCCUGCUCAAGCAGAAAUGUGCUUUUUGAACAAGUGCAAGUGGCUGGAGAUGUACGGAGUUGAUAUGCACUUUGUAAAGGGAAGAGAUGGCUGUGAGUACGCAUUGGGCCUCACCCCAACUGGAAUCCUAGUGUUUGAAGGGUCCAGUAAAAUCGGCCUGUUUUUCUGGCCCAAAAUUACAAGGAUGGAUUUUAAGAAAAGCAGGCUGACUUUGGUUGUUGUGGAGGACGAUGAUCAGGGCCGGGAACAGGAGCACACUUUCGUGUUCCGCCUGGACAGCGCAAAGACCUGUAAGCACCUGUGGAAGUGUGCGGUGGAGAGCCACGCCUUCUUCCGCCUGCGGCAGCCCUCACACAGCAAGACCCGGCACAAUGACUUCGGCCGCCUGGGGUCACGCUUCCGAUUCAGCGGGAGAACAGAGUACCAGGCAACACAUGUGGGCAGGCUGCGGAGGGCCAGCACCUUCGAGAGGAGGCCGAGCAAGCGGUACCCAUCCCGGAGGCAGUCCAUGGUGAAAUCCUUGAAUCCUGCCAAAGCUACACAUUUAAGCGCACAGACAAGCCCCGACCCCAGCCUUUACCCGUACAAGCAGAAUAUCCCGAUGCCACAUGACCAGUGGCACCAGACUCACCCCAACCUGGCACAUCCCAAGUACCCACCGCAUCCUGGACACACGCCACCUCUCAGCUACCCUUUAACGGGACCUCAGCCCAACAACGCCGACAUGCAGCAGUACAGCCUGGAGGAGAACGAGGGGACGCCGUACUCGGGAAAGAGCGGCAGGCGCUGCCCCCAUCACCAGACCGGCUACGGCAGCGCCGAGGGCCUGUGCAGUCUGCAGCCCUCACACAAGCUGAGAACAGUGACGACGUGCCAGCCGGAUGACUCAGACAGACUGCUGCUGAAACAGAAUGAGCUCGAGGCGGGCAUGGUGGCAGUGCCCUGGCAGACGUUGCACAUCAACAUCGACAACAAGGCGGAGGAGAAGCAGCUGUCUGAGAAGAGCCUCCAUUCCCCAGUGUCUCCCGUUGGCCUCCCUGACCACCUCAAGUGUAACAUCCUCAAGGCCCAGAUGGACGCUGCGUACAGGGUGAUGAAAGAAGGGGGUCUGGACUGUAGAAACUCUUCCUCCAGCCAGGAACACAAUGGAAGGUUUCCAACAUCGUCCCAGGAUUCAGUUUCGUCCAGUAUGACUACAGAGAGGCCAUCUGUCAGACCAGACCGCAAAAAGAGGCUCGUCAGACAGUUCAGUUUUAACCAUAGUGACGAAGAUGACCUCCCAGCAGCCCUAGCAGCUAUAUCCUCCCAGAGCAGCACAGGAAAGACAGCCUCGGAGAGCUCCUUGGACAACCAGAUACAGCCACCCAUCUAUCCAAAGGCCGAUCUUCCGCUGCUGGAGCUGGAGGUGCAGUGCUGUGAACGUGCCCUGUCUCCAUCCAAGCCCUCUCCUUUCUGUCCGGCACCUGUACCCCAGCUGCUGCCCUGUGAAACAACCCAUCAAGACAGUGCAGAGGCCCUGAGGCUGGAGCUGGACCGGGAGAAGCUGAUGAGGAGACUGUUAAUGACGGAACUGUGAGCCGCGUCCCACGCCAAGGAGGGGAGCCGCCCCUUUCUGUGCCUUUCAUAAUCUGCUGCCUGUGUUUCCAGGAAUGCUGUUUACACCUUUCUCACGCCCGCAGCUGUAGGGGACCGGCCCUGGGGGGUCACGGCAGCUUGGCCGACCUCGGCGUCCCUGUGAACUGGUGCCCACCGGAAGAAAAAAGAAGGACACUUUUCAGUAGCCGCUAACGUUGGCAAGACGAUCGCGCCUUCGGCUUUUAACUUUCUUCUCUAACGCUGCACUGAACCUGCAUCACGAACACAUUUUGAGACAUUUCUAUGUAUAUUUGCGGGAGGCUUUUAACGUGAAUCAGAAAUUAUUGUCAGCGCUCUAUGUUUGUAGAUGUUGAUAAAUGUGAAUUCAUUUUAACCUGCUAAUAACACCUUUUGGUCAUCUCUGCCAAACAUGUGCUUAAGGUGUUGGGGUGCGUUUUCAGUGGUGACCAAGGGCUGUGAAGUUGCGUGUAUCUGUGUCGGGUAAAUUAGACCUGAAGCCAGUGUCAAAGAUGCAUGCCCACUGUGCUUCAAGUGUCACAGCAUCAACGACCAGUGUCAGCUUUUUAAAACGCUAUAUUGUAAAUGUUUAAGUGCUUCCGUAACAGUUUCAAUCAGAUAUCCAAUAUUAAAACCAACCCAUAAUUUCUGUAGCUUUGUUCAAAAAUCUGAUUUCAUUUACACUGAAUUGAAUUCUACCCCAUAAACAUAAAUAUUAGACAAUUCAGAUAAAAACACACAAGUAUGGGGGGGAGUUUGUCUGGGGAAAAUCUGUGUAACCCUCCUCACAUCAUACAGAAAUGCAUUAUUUUUAGAUAAAACACAUUUUGAUAAUAACUGACCCCCUUCCCCCAAAAUACAGUUUUUUACUAAUAUGUUUUCUAAUGUGCAUAAAACUUUAAAUCAUAGCCUGUAGAAAAACCCAGGAUUACAUGGAGGAAAUGAUUGCUGUUGUAAGUAUUAAUAUUGAAUAUGUGUUUGAGCCAGUUACAUAAGCACGUCAUCCACUUCAGCACUUUGAGGGAAGGUCAUAUGUCAAGCGAAGCCCCAUUCUUCUGUGCGGAUGAAUGAGUGUGUGUGUCACGCUGUUGUGUGUACUGUAAUUAACAGGAGGUUUCCCCUCUCUAGUCUUGCUCACGCGAGUCAAUUUGCCACACUUCAAAGAAAAAUUCAGAACAUUUAAGUUUUUAA